UAUGGAUAUUAGAUUAAGGCAACAAUCAGCCAUGACCUAUUAAGAAUACAUAAAUUAUUUUAAUAAAGAGCCAGAUUCCCCUAGAAUUCAGUAAUAAUGUAUUUAAAAAGGAUAGCCCCAAGGAUAGUCCAGUAGAACCUUUAUCAGAUUUAGAAUUGAGUCCUGUCUAAGAGAAGCAUCAAAAUAAGCUAAAAGUAUAGAGCUGUAAAGUUAUCAAAAUUAAUUCAAAACUAUGAUU
Molecule: messenger RNA, 238 nt
Organism: Paramecium pentaurelia
Lineage: Eukaryota; Ciliophora; Oligohymenophorea; Peniculida; Parameciidae
Source: the annotation of a GenBank genome assembly